AUGAGGGCCAAAGCCUUGGGAAGAACGCUAAAAAAAGAGGAGGGAGUCGCGUAUGUCGACGCGGCCGAGUACAAGGGAAAAGGAGCCAUGGCAGCGGCGGUGGUGAACGGUGAAGGACACCUCGUCGCGAGCUGCAGCGUGAAGACCGACGACCCGGAGACGGCGGAGGAGGUGGCGGUGGCGCUCGCGCUAAGGACACCCGGCGUCAAGACAAUCGUGUGCGACUCGCAAAGCGCGGUUCGCAACUUCGCCAAAGGAAGAGCAUUGUUUUGCGUGGGAAGCGCGCCCGGGUUCAUCAAUGUUCUCCAGUUUCAAGAACUUUCAGAUGCCUCAUUCACGCCCCACGUACCUGCUGACAACGAAGAAGAGGUUGUGGCAAUCCUGUAUACGUCAGGGUCAACGGGUCUUCCGAAGGGCGUGGAAAUUUCGCACAAGGGGUACUGUUCAGCGUUUCACACCUUGAGGCCUGCUGGAGCUUGCACUGAAGAGGAUGUCUUCCUUUGUUGGAAUCCUUUCACCCACGGGGCGGGUUUUGCAAUAGCCAUGUUUUGCAUGUUUUCAGGAGCAAAAUUAGUCAUAACCGAUCCUUUGAUUCCGUACAAAGCUUUCCUGCAGGUUCUCAAAACUCAUGAGGUAUCUUUUUUUAUUGGUAUCGCAGGAUGGAUGCAGCAUAUUGUCAAUGGAGUCAGAAAAAACAACGAUAGUGUGCCUCGAGUAAAACAAAUCUUGAUAGGUGGUUCAGUGAUUCCGCCUAAGCUUCUACGGGAGGUUCGUGAAAUCUUCGACGUCGAAUCACUUCUCAUUGGCUACGGCUUGACUGAAACGUUUGGCUUAGCGUGCACCUCACCUGUUGGACAAAUUGCCUUCGAGAACAGCGCAGUUCCUCUUGCCGGUGUUAAAAUCAAGGUUAUGGACAUAACCAGCGGAGACUCUCUCGGCCCCUAUCGUAAUGGCGAGAUUGCGGUUCAUGCCAAAGGCGUCAUGAAGGGCUACUAUGGGCGUCCUGAAGCUACCGCUGAAGUCUUGAGCAACGAUGGAUGGUUGCGUACAGGAGAUUUAGGCUACUACGACGCUGAAGGACGGGUUCAUGUUAUUGAGAGAUUGAAACAGAUGAUAAAAUGCAUGGAUAAUGUCGUCACCCCUGCGGAGCUGGAAGAAAUUUUGAACGCCCACGAGGCUGUCGCAGAGGCCGCAGUUGUGGGCGUUCCAAGCUCCAAGUAUGGCGAGGCUCCAACAGCCUGCGUCGUUGUCAAGGACGGCUUCGAGAAAAACCUCGAGAGUCUGGCGACAGAACUGAAGGAACUCAUUGCUGGUCAAGCAGCAGUGUUCAAGCAGCUGUAUGGAGGCGUUUUUUUUACGAAAUCUCUUCCCAAGUCCGAUAGCGGAAAGAUCCUGAGAGAAGACCUCAAAACAAAGGCUGCCCAUGAAAUAGAGAAGUUGAAAAAAUAG
Molecule: messenger RNA, 1449 nt
Organism: Ixodes scapularis (black-legged tick)
Lineage: Eukaryota; Metazoa; Arthropoda; Arachnida; Ixodida; Ixodidae
Product: 4-coumarate--CoA ligase 1-like
Exons: 7
Coding region: 1-1449 (482 amino acids)
Molecular function (GO): CoA-ligase activity
Source: RefSeq, a predicted model, not a curated record